CUGAGCGGACAGCGACGCAACUUUCCAAGCGAUCGCACCUCUCCAAUGGACAGCACCUAGAGUCAGGUCCGGACCCCUGCGCCCGUCCCUCAUCACUUCGCUGCCGCCCGUCAACGCCACAGCUGCCGCACGUGGAGCUGGCGCGCGCCUCCCGUCAACAUGGAGGGAGAUGUGGACAAAAAAGAGGCAACUGCGACGGUCCGAGACUUCGACCCGAUCAGCGGGAGCAUCCCGGCCACCAAAGUGGAGAUCUCAGUGUCAUGCAGGAAUUUGUUGGACCGAGACACUUUCUCCAAAUCAGACCCAUUGGUGGUGCUCUACACUCAAGGCGUCGAGUGCAAACAGUGGAGAGAGUUUGGUCGGACAGAGGUGAUCGACAACACAUUGAACCCAGAUUUUGUCCGAAAAUACAUCCUGGACUACUUCUUCGAGGAGAAACAGAAUCUACGCUUUGACGUGUAUGAUAUUGAUUCUAAAAGUCCAGAUCUGGGAAAACAUGACUUCCUGGGCCAGGUCUUCUGCACUCUGGGAGAGAUCGUGGGCUCGCCGGCCAGCCGCUUGGAGAAACCUCUAGGAGGCAUACCCGGGAAGAAAUGUGGGACCAUUAUUCUGUCAGCGGAGGAGCUAAGCAACUGCAGGGACUGUGCCUCCAUGCAAUUCUGUGCCAACAAACUGGACAAGAAGGAUUUUUUUGGGAAGUCCGAUCCCUUUAUGGUUUUCUACAGAAGCAAUGAAGAUGGCACGUUCACCAUCUGCCAUAAGACGGAGGUGGUAAAGAGCACGCUGAACCCAGUGUGGCAGCCCUUCUCCAUUCCUGUCAGAGCGCUGUGCAACGGAGACUACGACAGAACGAUCAAAGUGGAAAUCUAUGACUGGGACCGAGAUGGAAGCCAUGAUUUCAUUGGAGAAUUCACUACCUGCUACACUCAGCUGUGCCGGGGUCAGUGCGUCUUUGAGGUGGUCAAUGCCAAGAAGAAACUCAAGAAGAAGAGAUAUAUAAACUCAGGAACGGUGUCCUUGUUGUCAUUCAACGUGGAGUCGGAUCACACUUUCCUGGAUUAUAUCAAAGGAGGGACGCAGAUUCACUUCACGGUGGCCAUUGAUUUCACUGCAUCAAAUGGAAACCCCUCUCAGUCCACAUCUCUGCACUACAUGAACCCGUACCAGAUGAAUGCGUACGCCAUGGCACUGAAGGCCGUGGGGGAGAUCAUCCAGGACUACGACAGCGACAAGAUGUUCCCCGCUCUGGGCUUUGGGGCCAAGCUGCCCCCUGACGGCCGGGUGUCCCACGAGUUCCCUCUGAAUGGAAAUGUGGAUAAUCCAUACUGUAACGGUAUGGAGGGCAUCCUGGAGGCGUACCACCAAAGUCUGAAGACGGUGCAGCUCUACGGACCCACCAAUUUCGCGCCGGUGGUGAAUCAUGUUGCCAGAUAUGCAGCAGCUGUUCAGGAUGGCUCGCAGUACUUUGUCCUUCUCAUCAUUACGGAUGGUGUCAUAUCAGACAUGGCUCAGACAAAGGAGGCCAUUGUGAAUGCUGCUAAACUGCCAAUGUCCAUCAUCAUAGUGGGAGUUGGACAAGCCGAGUUUGAUGCCAUGGUGGAGCUGGAUGGAGAUGACGUGCGGAUUUCCUCUCGAGGCAAACUCGCUGAAAGAGAUAUUGUACAGUUUGUCCCAUUCAGAGACUACAUGGACCGCACAGGGAACCAUGUCCUGAGCAUGGCACGGUUAGCUAAAGACGUGUUAGCCGAGAUCCCAGACCAGGUCAUCUUGUACAUGAAAAGCAGGGCCAUCAAACCCAACCCUGUCCCCCCUCUGUACCUGUCUGAGGACCAGUCCAAACCUGUGUGACCCGUCCUGCCCCCACCCCCACCCCGCUGGACCAGAACGCCAGCUCCACCAAACACAACGAUCCUUUAACAGACGCUCUUCAAGGCUCUUUGCUGAAUAUUGAGACUCCAUUUUGUCUGGAGCCUGGAUUGAUGGAGGUCGAUGGCAUGUGAAGACGCGUGCGUUGGCUUGAGAUGCGAGGCUUAGUGGUGUGCUGUUACCUGUCCAAGUGGUGAUAUUCCGGCGUUAGCAAAUAAUCCCGUAGAGGGCCUGUCCUGAAGGCAUCCAUACAAUAUUAGAAUGUGUGUAUCAUGUCUGUGAUACCUUUUGGGUCAAGUGUGUUCAAAUAGGACGUCUAUGUAUAGUUCAUUUAUUUACUGCAGAAAAAUUAUUUAUUCCUUUACAGAGGUUUUAUGAAAUGGAUAGGGAUCAAAGUCAUAACUCCUGGUAGUUUUCCAUCCCUAUAUUUUGUGACAAGUGUAAUAAUAAAAGUUGUUUCUAUCUUUGAUAAGAACUGUAUUAUAAGAGCAUGUUUAUCAAUCGUUUUGGCUGAUGUACUUUAGACUAUGAUAGAGGAGGACCUGCUGCAAUGUUUUUUUCCAUAUACAAAUUUUUCAGCAUCACGUCUUUUACCGAUAUUUCUAGUCUUUAUAAAAACAGAAUGCACUACUGUCCUAUUCAAAGCACAACCGUAAUGAACAAAGAGUCAUUGAAUGCACCACAAUAGACAUAAUGGAAAGUAUUGUGGUUUGUGUUUGCAGCUACGCCUUCCAUCUCCAACACCAAUGCUAUUGUUAAAAUUAUCAUACCAGCUGUUAUUUCCAUAAAAUUUCAUAAAUAAUUCAAAAUGUGUUGCCAUUGUGAGCACACAGGGAGACUGCUGUAUAUCAUUUGACCACUGCAUUUAUUUCCAUUAUGUUUGCUGUGUUGGCUUAUUUGUAGUACUUUUUAAGGACCCUACUUUAAACUUUUUGCAAAAAUGAUGUCAACAUUAUAUUUAUUUUAAUUAUAGUCCCAGAAUGUACAAAUACAAAUCUUGCAACACAAAAUCUGUUUGCUGAUGACACAUCACACUGCACAGGCGGGAUUAGCUCAUGUUGUAUCAUUUCACCAUUGAUCUGAACAUACUGGGAUUACAUAACAACAAAAGCUGUAUUUAACUUAAAAAUGUCUUGCUUUUCCUGACUGUUCACAACCUAUUCCUAAAGAUCAUUUUCACCUGUACCUCCGACACAUUCGAUAUCGAUAUUCCAAAUGUGCCUAUUAUAUGGAAACAUAUCCCAACUCCCAGGUUUCUGCUUCUUUAAAGGAAAAUCUCUUCACACCACGACUGUGGUGACUAUAUCACUGUUGCAAGAUUAGGUUUAAUACAGCAGAUGGUUUGUUAUGUUUUGUACUCCUAUACAGAUCUCCACAAAUGAUAAUCUUUGUGCAUUGAAAGUGAUGCGGCUAAGUAUGUCUGCGUACUAUUUAUAAAGUUUACAACUGAACUGUGGUCACACAGAGGGAGGUAGGGUUAUGAUAUUUGCAUUAUUUUGUUUACUAGAAAUACAUUUUAUUGAAAAAGUUUACAAAGACGAGCAGAUGGGUUUUUGAGAAUGUGAAUUUUUUUUUUUGUUUGUUUUGGCAUCAUCUUGUCAUUAGCACAAAUAUUUCUGUCUUGCAUAAUGUUGCUUUAAUGUUGCUCUUCUCCACGUCAAUAAUGCACAGCUCCUAGGCCUAGUUUUUAGAGUUUUAUGUGUUAGGUUUCUGUUCAUUAUUUUAUAUAAUUAUUUCUCCCUCAGAAGUCAUUUACUUUUCUGCCAGAAUCACUUGUACAUUAGGUGAAAUGAGGCCAUUAUAAUUAGUUGUGUAACUCUCAUAAAAUACCAAUAUACCUCGAGAAAAAGCCUAUUAAGCCAAAAAAAAGUAUUAUUAUUAUUAUAUAUAGUUUAAUUGAGACACUAUUAUGAACUCAACUUUAAAUGUCAUUUCAUGAAAUAUGACUUUGACAAUUAACCUCGGCUCUUAGUCCCAUUUUUAUUGUUGAUGGAGUUGUUCAGACCAAACUGCUUCACUUUUGCUGUUUACAGGCUUUGCUAUGAAAGUGAAUAAUAAAUCAAAUCAUGCAAAUGUGUGAAAGGGGAUGAGAUGCAAAGAGGAGACAGGGGCCAUUUAUUAUGUGCACUUUUUUGACAUAAUGUUUGCCAACUCCAGAAAAUAUAUGUUUUAAUGUCCCUGAGGGCUGUUACCUCUGUAGGAAAUCACUAUUACCAUUCUGAAGACUAUAUGAAUGGAUGAGCACAGUAAUGAGACUUAUGCAAUUAUGGCACGUUUGAUUUGAAUAUACAUUUUGUUAUGUUUUCCUCAGAGAUGUCUCUUCUAAAGCACACAAUAUGUUUUUUUGUUAAUUAAACAACAUAGCUUUGAUUAUCUUUUCAGACAAAACAUUAUGACCUGCCAUAUGUUGGUUACUAUAGCAUUAGGUGAUGUGGUCAUGUGACUAGUAUCAUAUUUCCAACUCAUUUUGUAUCAGCUCUGGCAGCCAUUAUGUCGGCCAUUUCAAGCAGUUUAUCUGUUGGAAAGGAUCGUUUCACAUCGCACAAGUAUUGCCUAUCUCUCAUCCAGUUUUUCGUACUUCAAAAUAUGUCAUUGCUGCUAGAUAGAUACCCUACAUGCUAAAAUGUGUCCUAUUAUAAAAACAGUGGUCAUAAUGUUAUGUCUGAUUUGGUGUAUUUUCACAUUACUUUGUUGUUGUACAUAAUCACUGUAUUUAAUGUAACCAGUGCCAAACCCAUCCCUUGGCCUCUCGUAGGUGAUGUGCAUGCUUGUGCCAAACUCAGUGGUACAUUAGUACAUAGUCUCAUCCCUCUCUUAUAUAGUUUAGAGCCGGUUAAUUAGCUGGGACGAUGUUAGCGAUAGCAGCCGCACUCCGCAUGAUGCAUCUCAGCUUCCUUUGUUUUCCAUUGAGAUUUGAUUUGCAAAACCACCACUGUUUUGAGUUGGGCCACUCCUCCCGUUCUAUCCCAGGGUGUUUACAUACCUCUUGGACUUUUGCAUGCUGAAUAUUUCCAAACCAGGUGUUGGACAUGAUCUUGUCGUUAUGCUGUGGUUUGUGAAAUGCUUUGUAAUGGAUUGCCUUAACUGACCAUAAAGAAUAAAAUACUGACAACUUUG
Molecule: messenger RNA, 4983 nt
Organism: Periophthalmus magnuspinnatus
Lineage: Eukaryota; Metazoa; Chordata; Actinopteri; Gobiiformes; Gobiidae
Gene: cpne5a
Product: copine Va
Exons: 20
Coding region: 160-1848 (562 amino acids)
Biological process (GO): cellular response to calcium ion
Cellular component (GO): plasma membrane
Molecular function (GO): calcium-dependent phospholipid binding
Source: RefSeq, a predicted model, not a curated record